This is a messenger RNA of Pyricularia pennisetigena, 3768 nucleotides long. RefSeq lists its product as uncharacterized. Bases 1 to 3768 code for a protein of 1255 amino acids. Gene Ontology annotation, cellular component: mitochondrion. NCBI's taxonomy places the organism in Eukaryota, Fungi, Ascomycota, Sordariomycetes, Magnaporthales, Pyriculariaceae. Gene Ontology annotation, molecular function: GTP binding; translation elongation factor activity; aspartic-type endopeptidase activity. Gene Ontology annotation, biological process: mitochondrial translational elongation; proteolysis. The record is from RefSeq and is a predicted model, not a curated record. The transcript is spliced from 7 exons.
AUGCUAGGUCUAUCUGCUCUUCUCAUAGUCUUUGCUUCACUCGGCUCAUUUGCGGCGGCAUCCGACGGGGUUGUGCAAUGGCACAUUGAAAGGCGGCAGGUUCAUGCGCCAACGCCGGAAUUGGCAAAACGCGUUGCGACCACCUUCGAGGAAGUCAUCCACAAUGAGAAGUCGAGAGGCGGCUACUUCGCAAAAUGCUCCGUUGGCGGACAGGAUGUGACUUUGCAACUAGACACGGGCUCCUCAGACCUUUGGGUCCCGGCCGACUCAGCAUGUAAAUCUGAUCGAGUCCCCAACGGCUGCUCCCUCGGAUCUUUCAAGAAAGACCAGUCGUCCUCAUUCCAAGUGACCGGCAAGGACCAGUUCAGCAUUCAGUAUAUUGAUGGAUCAUUCGCCCGAGGCGACUAUUUCACCGAUACAUUUUCCAUUGGCGGCGUCAAGGUGACCAAUCUCACCAUGGGACUUGGGAAACAAACCGAUAUUCCCUAUGGCCUGGCCGGAGUUGGUUACGCAAUGAACGAAGCAAUUGUUGGGGGCAACAGCUCCAACUUUACAACAUAUCCAAACUUGCCCGCAACAAUGCUGAACGACGGCCUUAUAAAUACGAAUGCUUUUAGCCUUUGGUUGAACAAUUUGAAUGCAAGUACUGGGAGAAUCCUGUUUGGGGGCGUUGAUGUUGCAAAGUUCAAGGGACGCAUGUCAAGAAUCCGCAUCUACGAAGAUGUCUUCAGCCAGGAAUACAUGUCGUUCACCGUCGCUUUGACCUCACUGGAGGCACACAGUGAAAGCGGCCAAGACACUCUUACCUCGCGCUCUUUUCCAAUACCUGUGGUCCUCGACUCCGGUACCACCCUCUCCUAUCUACCGAAUGAUCUUGCCAUCCAAACAUGGACAGAGGUUGGCGCACUCUACAGCGCAGAAUAUGGCCAAGCGCUGCUCCCGUGCGCAAUGGAGAGUAGCAAAGGAUAUUUUGUGUUUGGCUUCGCAGGUUCCGACGGACCCAGGAUCCAGGUUGACAUGAAAGAGCUUGUCUUGGAUCUUACGACUGGGCCGGCUCCGAAAUUCACCAAUGGCAGAUAUCAAGGCCAGGAUGCAUGCACCUUUGGAAUCCAGAACUUCACCGGCCAGACCAUGGUUCUGGGCGACACGUUCCUCAGGUCUGCAUAUGUUGUCUAUGACUUGGUCAACCACGAAAUUGGUAUCGCGCAGACUGAUUUCAACUCGACAACUUCAGAAAUCAUCGCUUUCCCAAGCAGCGGCGCCCCUAUCCCAUCCGCGACCAUGGCACCGAAUCAGGACCAAGCCGUGGUCAAGCCGCAGAUGACAAUACCUGCAUUUAAUGCCCAACCUGGCUUUAGGCAGGGUAUGAGGACUUAUAGGUCAGUUGCGGCCAUAAUAGACCGGAGCUUGCUCGGUGCCCAGUCUGCAGCACCUCGCCGGCUGUUCAGUGUAGAGGGCAGCCUGAGGACGGCACGCCCUGUUUCUUCCCUCCAAAGUGCUACGCGUUUGGGCCACGAGAGGAGAUGGUUCAGUGAGAGCGCGAGGCUGCGCAACUUGAGCGCUGCUCAGCAGGCACUAAAAGCAGCCCAAGAUGCGGCCAAAAAUCUCACGGCCGAGACGGUGGCGAAGAGCAUGACCGAAGCGGAAAAGACGAAGCUGGCACGAGUGCGGAACAUUGGUAUCGCGGCCCACAUCGACAGCGGCAAGACAACAUGUACCGAGCGUGUGCUUUUCUACACGGGACGUAUCAAGGCCAUUCACGAAGUUCGAGGCAAAGAUGCUGUGGGUGCCAAGAUGGACUCCAUGGAGCUCGAGAGGGAGCGAGGAAUCACCAUCCAGUCCGCGGCAACUUUUGCGGACUGGACCAAGAAGGAGAAUGGCGAGGACGCCACUUACCACCUCAACUUGAUUGACACUCCGGGACAUAUCGACUUCACCAUUGAGGUCGAGCGGGCUCUCCGAGUCCUCGAUGGUGCCGUCUUGGUUCUGUGUGCCGUCUCAGGUGUCCAAUCCCAGACCAUCACCGUCGAUCGCCAGAUGAAGCGCUAUGAUAUUCCUCGCAUCAGCUUUGUCAACAAGAUGGACCGCAUGGGUGCGAACCCAUUCAAGGCCGUCGAGCAGAUUAACAAGAAACUCAAGAUUCCUGCCGCUGCCGUUCAAGUGCCCAUCGGUUCCGAGAAAGACUUUGAGGGAGUCGUUGACCUGAUCCACAUGAAGACGAUCCGAACCGAGGGUGCCAGGGGCACAAACGUCAAGGUUUCCAGCCAGAUCCCGGAUGAUGUCAAGGAACUCGCUGAGGAGAAGAGGCAGGAGCUGAUUGAGAAGCUGGCUGAUGUCGACGACGAGAUUGCUGAGAUCUUCCUCGAAGAGCAGACGCCCACUCCUGAACAGAUCAAGGCUGCUAUCAGGAGGGCAACCAUUGCACGCAAGUUUACCCCCGUGUUGAUGGGUUCCGCCCUUGCGGACAAGUGCAUCCAGCCCAUGCUCGAUGCCGUCUGUGACUACCUGCCAAACCCAUCCGAGGUCGAGAAUGUGGCCCUGGACCGCUCAAAGGGCGAGGCUCCAACCGCGCUUAUCCCCUAUGAUGCGCUACCUUUUGUCGGCCUUGCGUUCAAGCUCGAGGAGAACCCGUUCGGUCAGCUUACCUACAUCCGAGUUUACCAAGGCUCGCUCAAGAAGGGCAUGUACCUUUUCAACUCUCGCAACAACAAGAAGAUCCGCAUUCCCCGCAUCGUACGUAUGCACUCGAACGAGAUGGAGGAUGUUAACGAGAUCGGUGCCGGUGAGAUUUGCGCCGUGUUCGGUGUCGACUGUGCCUCUGGCGACACGUUCACCGACGGCAACCUACCUUACACCAUGUCCACCAUGUUCGUUCCCGAUGCUGUCAUGUCUCUGUCCAUCAAGCCUAAGCGUAGCAGCGACGCCGAUAACUUCUCAAAGGCCAUGAAUCGCUUCCAGCGUGAAGAUCCCACCUUCCGUCUUCACGUCGACGAGGAAUCUGAGGAGACCAUCAUUUCUGGAAUGGGCGAGUUGCAUCUCGAGGUGUACGUCGAGCGCCUGCGUCGUGAGUACAGGUGCGACUGCGAGACUGGCCAGCCGCGCGUCGCGUACCGUGAGACCAUCACCCGCCGGGCCGAAUAUGACUUCCUUCUCAAGCGCCAGAGUGGUGGCCCUGGUGACUACGCUCGUGUUGUGGGCUACAUUGAGCCCAAUGAUAAGAGCGCCGAGGAGAACUUCUUUGAGGCCCGCGUUGUUGGUGGCAACAUUCCCGACAAGUUCCUCAGCGCUUGCGGUAAAGGUUUCGAGGAAGCUGCACGCAAGGGUCCUCUCUUGGGCCACAGGGUCAUCGGCACGACUAUGAUCGUAAACGAUGGUGCCACUCAUGUUACUGAUUCAUCCGAUUACGCCUUCAACCUGGCCACCCAGAUGGCUUUCCGCAAGGCGUUUGUUGACGCCGGCGGCCAGGUCCUGGAGCCGCUCAUGAAGACCACGAUUACUGCGCCCAACGAGUUCCAGGGUUCUGUGCUCAUGCUGAUGAACAAGCGCGGUACUGUCAUCGACACCGAGAUUGGUCCCGAUGACUUCACCCUUAUUGCCGACUGCUCUCUGAACGCCAUGUUUGGCUUUUCCUCGCACCUCCGCGCCGCUACCCAGGGUAAGGGCGAGUUUAACAUGGAGUUCAGCCACUACGCAGCGGCGCCUCCACAUCUCCAGAAGGAACUUAUCGCCAAGUACCAAAAAGAACUGGACUCUAAGCGAACAAAAUAA